AAUGUCAUUCUCCAACUCAUCAAUUAGUAAGUCUACAUCAAUUUCAUAAUCUUCAUUAUAGUAAAUCUAACUCUGCUACGAUGAAGAAUUAGAAUUAUAAGAAUUGUAAGCAUAAAAAGAAAUAUUUGCUUAAAUGUUUGAAGCCAAUUAUAACACUACUAGUAUGUUGAUCGAAACAGUUUAAGAGUCUGUUGUAUUCAAGUAAUAAAUCUAGAAAAAUUUAAUUUUUUUAGUAAAUCCAAAAAACUUAGAAUCCUAAAACGAAAACUUCGCAAACUGAUAAGAAAUCAAAUACGUAGAAGAAGAGAAUUAGGAAAUUACAUUUAAGAAGUGUCAUUAGUUGGAACAACUUAAUUAAACUAAUUUAAAUAUUAUCCUGAUUAUGAAGGUUAAUAUUAUGGAGUAAAAGGCAACAAGCCUUUAGAUAAUGAGAAUUCAGAUUUAUAGCCUAGGCCAGAACCUAUUAUCAAUCCAGAUAUUAGUUUUAUUUCGUUGUCAUCAACAUAAUAUAUAUGUUUGUUAUUUUUUAAUUUUAGCAUCUCAGAUUAGUUUGAACAAUGUAAUUGAUGUGGAUGAAACAUAGAAUAUAAAUAAUAAUAAUAUCAAUUAAAAUAAAAACAACAAUUAAAUUAAUAAUACCAAUAAUCAAUGUGACGGAAUUAUGAAAAAUGCUUAUGAAUAAUAUGAUCCAAAUGACUCUUGUAACUAGUAGCAUAAAAAAUAGUGAA
Molecule: messenger RNA, 728 nt
Organism: Paramecium pentaurelia
Lineage: Eukaryota; Ciliophora; Oligohymenophorea; Peniculida; Parameciidae
Source: the annotation of a GenBank genome assembly